Messenger RNA from Helianthus annuus (common sunflower), 4568 nucleotides. Its product is annotated as ABC transporter B family member 11. NCBI's taxonomy places the organism in Eukaryota, Viridiplantae, Streptophyta, Magnoliopsida, Asterales, Asteraceae. Gene Ontology annotation, cellular component: membrane. The transcript has 15 exons. The coding region runs from base 739 to 4518 and encodes 1259 amino acids. Gene Ontology annotation, molecular function: ATP hydrolysis activity; ATP binding; ABC-type transporter activity. The record is from RefSeq and is a predicted model, not a curated record. Gene Ontology annotation, biological process: transmembrane transport.
ACCCAAAUCCACCAUAGUCACCACCACACAUCACCACCGCCUCCUUUAACCACAUUAACACCAACACUAUUUUCUUUCUCAUCUCACUACAAAACCCACUGCAAUUAGUCCUACAACUCUACAAGAACCAUCAAUUAGCCUGACCGGUGAAACCUCCUAACUACAGAACCGCAUUUGGUAGAGAAUGUGCAGAGCUGAGUAUUUGUGCAGGAAAUAAGAGAGAGUAAAGGGCAAACACUUCUUGCUGGAAACUGAUGUGAAGGACCUACAUUGAAGCUUGAUAAUACUGGAAAAACAAUAUUUUUGGUAAGUAGCAUUUCUUUAUGUCAGUUAUAUCGUAACUUUUGAGAAGUCAAGGAAAACUAACCAUUAUCUAUGUCUUUGGUCUGUAAAAUCAUUUACUUGGUCGCUUGGUCGCUUAAGUGAGAGCCGAAUUGGCCAUAAUUGAGUCUUUGUUCUACUGAGGCCACAUUAAGGACAUGUUGAUUCUGCAAGUCAUCUUCUUGCGAGCGGCAGAAAGCAUGGCGCCAAGCAGAUAUAAAUUCAUGCAAGUUAAUGAGUGAUAUUGUGUUUCCAAGUGAGACAAUAUUUAAAGAGGGCGUACUGUGUACCCGAGAGAUCAAUUGGUUAAAUCUUCAAUGGAGACUUGACCAGGAGCUUAUGACAUUUGCUGUUUCAAGUGAAUUCCAUUAAUCUUCUUUCACUUGUAAAUAAGUCUUGCCACUAGCUGACUGAAUAAUGAAUGAAGCGAGUGAAGAUAUGAAACCAGAAAAAGAGAUCUCAUCAGCAAUACCAGUCCCAGGGACAACAGAUAAGAAAAAUGAAGCAGUUAGUAGCAAUACAGUCCCAUAUUACAAGCUUUUCUCCUUUGCUGACUCCACUGACCGUGUGCUUAUGGUCGUUGGAGCAAUUACCGCCAUUGGAAGUGGAAUCGCCAUGCCUCUCCAAACAUUGAUAUUCGGGGAGCUCAUCGACACAUUUGGAGGAAAUCAAGAUAACGACGUCAUUGUUCAUCGAAUCUCCAAGGUGUCCCUUAAAUAUGUCUACUUGGCUCUGGGGACUGGUGCAGCAGCGUUCUUCCAUGUGGUUUGCUGGAUGGUGAGUGGGGAGAGGCAGGCUGCACGAAUCAGAAGUUUAUACUUAAAAACAAUAUUGAGGCAAGAGGUGGGAUAUUUUGAUAAGGAGAGCAAGAGUGGAGACAUCGUGGAACGUAUGUCUGGUGAUACCGUCAUUAUUCAGGACGCUAUGGGAGAGAAGGUUGGAAAGUUCAUACAACUGACUUCGACAUUUUUCGGAGGAUUCGCUAUUGCUUUUUCACAAGGGUGGCUUCUUUCACUUGUGCUAUUAUCUGCAAUUCCUCCACUUGUGAUAUCAGCCGCCUUCAUGACUUUCUUAAUGGCAAAGGUAAUGUCCAGGGGACAGGCGGCUUAUUCUGCUGGAGCAGCUGUAGUUGAACAGACAAUUAGCUCGAUUAGAACCGUUGCAUCAUUCACGGGAGAGAAACAAGCUAUUGCGAAUUAUGACAAGUCUCUUGCAAAAGCGUACAAGGCGGGGGUCCAAGAGGGUCUCGUAUCUGGACUUGGUGGUGGCAUAUUUAUGUUUUGCGUAUUCAGUUGCUACUCAUUGACCAUAUGGUUUGGUGGAAAAUUGAUUAUAGAAAAAGGAUACACUGGAGGACAGGUCAUAAACGUAAUGUUAGCUGUCAUGCUAAGCUCCUUUUCCUUAGGGCAGGCUUCACCAUGCUUGAGUGCAUUUGCCUCCGGACGAGUUGCGGCUUUUAAACUAUUCAAGGUAAUAGAUAGGAAGUCAGAAAUAGAUCCUUAUGACACGAGAGGUCAGAAACCCGACGACAUUCGUGGGGAUAUUGAACUAAGGGAGAUUACUUUUAGCUAUCCAGCUAGACCAAACGAGAAGAUAUUUAACGGGUUUAAUCUUGUGAUACCGAGCGGAACAACCAUGGCUUUAGUAGGUGAGAGUGGGAGUGGGAAAUCAACCGUGAUUAGCCUCAUAGAGAGGUUUUACGACCCCCAAACAGGUGAAGUUUUUGUCGACGAUAUCAAUAUCCAAGAUUACCAACUGAAGUGGCUUAGAGGCAAGAUAGGUCUUGUCAGCCAAGAACCUGUUUUGUUCAAUUCCACUAUUAGAGAUAAUAUCGCUUACGGGAAGGAUGGUGCAACACUUGACGAGAUCAAAUCCGCUGUAGAGCUCGCCAAUGCUGCCAAAUUCAUUGAAAAAUUCCCUCAGGGCCUAGAUACGAUGGUUGGCGAUCAUGGAAGUCAUAUGUCCGGAGGACAGAAGCAGAGAAUUGCAAUAGCAAGGGCGAUCUUGAAAAACCCGAGGAUAUUACUACUUGAUGAAGCUACAAGUGCUCUUGAUGCAGAAUCAGAGCGGGUUGUUCAAGAGGCACUUGAUAGAAUCAUGCUUAACCGAACUACUAUAAUUGUAGCCCAUCGCUUGACAACCAUAAAGAAUUCUGAUGCAAUCGCCGUUAUUCACCAUGGCAAGAUUGUAGAGAAAGGUUCACAUUAUGAGUUAUUACAUGAUCCCGAAGGUGCAUAUUGCCAGCUUAUACGAUUACAAGAGCUCAACGAAAACUCAGAAAGACAACAAGGUGGUAAUCAGGAUAUGGAGAUUACUGAGGGCGUUUCUAUCCUAAGUCAAGAUUCAUCACCGUCUUUUAUUAUUAAUCGAAGUAGUCACCAUAUCAAUGGUGAUGAACUUAAACAAGAAGAUUCUUGCACGGCUUCAAAUGUCUCACUUGUUCGGUUGGCUUCUCUGAACAAGCCAGAAAUCCCAGAGAUACUACUAGGCUCUGUAGCGGCUGUGGUUAAUGGAGCCAUCUUACCAAUAUAUGGUUAUCUUCUUUCAACUGUUAUAAAGACCUUCUUUGAACCAGCUCAUGAGCUUCGUAAAGAUUCGAAGUUCUGGGCAUUGAUGGUUUUUGUACUUGGUUUGGCAAGUUUACUAGCCACACCGUUUAGGACCUACUUUUUUGGUGUAGCCGGAUGUAAGCUAAUAAGAAGAAUCCGAUUAAAAUGCUUUGAGAAAGUGGUUCAGAUGGAGAUAAGUUGGUUUGACAAGACGCAAAAUUCAAGCGGUAUAAUUGGGGCGAAGCUGUCUACUGAUGCGGCAUCUGUGAGAGGCUUGGUAGGUGAUAAUCUUUCACUACUUGUUCAAAACUCAGCUACCGCACUUGCUGGUUUAAUCAUCGCAUUCAUGGGGAACUGGCAGUUGGCUUUUAUAGUUUUAAUAUUGAUACCGCUUAUAGGACUUAACGGAUAUCUUCAUUUGAGAUUCGUUAAUGGAUUCAGUGCGGAUACAAAGAGAGUAUACGUGGAAGCGAGUGAAGUUGCAAGUGAUGCAGUAGGAAGCAUUAGAACAGUUGCUUCCUUUUGUGCAGAAGAUAAGGUGAUGAAUAUAUAUGAAAAGAAAUGUGAAGGGCCUCGAAAAGCAGGAAUCAAACAAGGUUUGGUUAGCGGUGUUGCUUUUGGCUCCUCGAUGUUUCUGUUGUUUGUGGUAUACGCAACAAGCUUUUAUGUUGGAGCUCGUUUUGUUGCUGCAGGCAAAACUUCAUUCCCUAAAGUUUUCCAGGUGUUUUUAGGAUUGAGUUUGGCAGCGAUAAGUGUCUCGCAAUCAGGAUCCUUUAUUCCUGACUCUGGGAAAGCCAAGAGUGCGGUUGCCUCAGUUUUCGGUAUUCUAGACCAGAAAUCCAAAAUAGACUAUACCAACGAGUCUGGAACCAUUUUAGAAAACAUAAGGGGGGAUAUCAAGUUUAGUCAUGUAAACUUUAGGUAUCCGUCUAGACCGGACAUUCAGAUCUUCAGGGACCUUUGUUUGGACAUUCCUUCUGGCCAGACGGUAGCUCUUGUUGGAGAAAGUGGAAGUGGAAAGUCGACUGUAGUUUCGUUGCUGCAAAGGUUUUAUGAUGUUGAUUCCGGGCAGAUAAUGGUUGAUGGAGUUGAUAUCAGAAAACUAAAAGUGAAGUGGUUAAGGCAGCAGAUGGGUGUAGUGAGCCAGGAGCCAGUCUUGUUUAACGACACAAUCCGAGCCAAUAUUACAUAUGGGAAGGAAGGCAAUGCCACGGAAGCACAAGUCUUAGAAGCAUCCGAACUAGCAAAUGCACAUAAAUUCAUCAGUGCCUUACACCAGGGUUAUGAUACUAGUGUAGGGGAAAAAGGGAUCCAACUGUCUGGAGGACAAAAGCAAAGAGUGGCAAUAGCAAGAGCGAUUGUGAAGGCUCCAAAGAUAUUGCUACUGGAUGAGGCCACGAGCGCCCUGGACGCCGAAUCUGAGAAAGUGGUGCAAGAUGCACUCGACCGAGUUAUGGUACACAGAACAACACUAGUGGUGGCUCACAGACUAUCUACAAUCCAGGGAGCGGACGUUAUUGCAGUCGUGAAAAAUGGAGUGAUUGUAGAGAAAGGGAAACAUGAGACACUAGUUCACAUCAAAGAUGGCAUAUAUGCCUCUUUAGUUGCUUUACAUGCUAGCACUAAUAAUAAUAAUCUUCAAACUUGAAAGAACUUUCGCAUGCCCUCUCUCUUGCAUAUUGAAGAUCAUUUUAUAAA